CCUCUCCACGCGGUGGACGAGAACAGUCGGCUUAUCCAUCUUGUGCUGAAUGAUGCCGGGGAAACUCCUUAGUGACGCGGAUUUGGAAUCAGACACGGCCAUGGAACAAGUGGAGAUACCGCGAAAGCAAAAUGAGAAGAAAGGUAGAAAAGAGAAGCCAAAAUCGAAUAAGACUGAAGAGGCAGCAGGAGAAAAGGAGGAAACUAUUUCCCCCAAAGCUAAAAAAGCUAAAAAGAAAGCAGGGCCUUCUGAGGUUGACAUAAAUUCUCCUAAAUCCAAAAAGCCAAAAAAGAAAGAGGAGCCAUCUGAAGACAGCAUUAUUUCUCCUAAAACCAAAAGUGUGAAAAAACCCAAGGGGCCUUUUGAAGAGAAAGUUGUUUCUCCUAAAACCAAAAAAGUAAUAAAAAGUAAGGAGCCUUCUGAAGAAGAAAUAGGCGCUCCUAAGCCGAAGAAGAUGAAGAAAGAAAAGGAAAUGAAUGGAGAAAUUGGAGAGAAAAGCCCCCAACUGAAGAAUGGAUUCCUUCAUUCUGGACCUGACUCGAACUCCAGUGAAGCUGCCAGUGAAGAAAGUAGCAGUGAGUUAGAGCAGGAAAUACCUGUGGAACAAAAAGAAGGAGCUUUCUCUAAUUUUCCCAUAUCUGAAGAGACUAUUAAACUUCUCAAAGCCCGUGGGGUGACCUUCCUGUUUCCUAUACAAGCAAAGACAUUUCACCAUGUCUAUAGUGGGAAGGACUUAAUCGCACAGGCGCGGACAGGAACUGGGAAGACAUUCUCCUUUGCCAUCCCUUUGAUUGAAAAACUUCAGGGAAACCUACAAGACCGGAAGAGAGGCCGUGCCCCUCAGGUACUGGUUCUCGCACCCACAAGGGAGUUGGCAAAUCAAGUAAGCAGAGACUUCAGUGACAUCACAAAGAAGCUAGCAGUGGCUUGUUUCUAUGGUGGAACUCCUUAUGGAGGUCAAAUUGAACGCAUGCGGAAUGGGAUUGACAUCCUGGUUGGGACACCAGGUCGUAUCAAAGACCACCUGCAGAAUGGCAAGCUAGAUCUCACCAAACUUAAGCAUGUUGUCCUGGAUGAAGUUGACCAGAUGUUGGACAUGGGGUUUGCUGAUCAAGUGGAAGAGAUUUUAAGUGUGGCAUACAAGAAAGAUUCAGAAGACAAUCCCCAAACAUUGCUUUUUUCUGCAACUUGCCCUCAUUGGGUAUAUAAUGUUGCUAAGAAAUACAUGAGAUCUACAUAUGAACAGGUGGACCUGAUUGGUAAAAAGACUCAGAAAACGGCAAUAACUGUGGAGCAUCUGGCUAUCAAGUGCCACUGGACUCAGAGGGCGGCAGUCAUUGGGGACGUGAUCCGAGUGUACAGUGGUUAUCAAAGACGCACUAUCAUCUUCUGCGAAACCAAGAAAGAAGCCCAGGAGUUGUCACAGAAUGUGUCCAUAAAACAGGAUGCCCAGUCAUUACAUGGAGACAUUCCACAGAAGCAGAGGGAAAUCACCCUGAAAGGUUUUAGAAAUGGUGAUUUUGGAGUUAUGGUUGCAACCAAUGUUGCUGCCCGUGGGUUGGACAUCCCUGAGGUUGAUCUGGUUAUACAAAGUUCUCCGCCAAAGGAUGUGGAGUCCUACAUUCAUCGUUCCGGGCGAACGGGUAGAGCUGGCAGGACGGGGAUUUGCAUCUGCUUUUAUCAGCACAAAGAAGAAUAUCAGUUAGCACAAGUGGAGCAAAAAGCGGGAAUUAAAUUUAAACGAAUAGGUGUUCCUUCUGCAACAGAGAUAAUAAAAGCUUCCAGCAAAGACGCCAUCAGGCUUUUGGAUUCUGUGCCUCCCACUGCUAUUAGUCACUUCAAGCAGUCAGCCGAGAAACUGAUAGAGGAGAAAGGAGCAGUGGAAGCCCUGGCAGCGGCACUGGCCCAUAUUUCUGGUGCCACAUCAGUAGACCAGCGCUCCUUGAUCAACUCAGAAGCGGGCUUUGUGACCAUGAUCCUGCAGUGCUCAAUUGAAAUGCCAAACAUUAGUUAUGCUUGGAAAGAACUUAAAGAGCAGCUAGGCGAGGGUAUUGAUUCCAAAAUAAAGGGAAUGGUCUUUCUCAAAGGGAAGCAGGGUGUUUGCUUUGAUGUCCCUACUGCAGUAGUGACAGAAGUACAGGAAAAAUGGCAUGAUUCACGGCGCUGGCAGCUCUCUGUGGCCACGGAGCAGCCGGAGCUGGAAGGACCGCGGGAAGGCAGUCGAGGCUUCAGGGGACAGCGGGAAGGCAGUCGAGGUUUCAGGGGACAGCGGGACGGAAACAGAAGCUUCAGGGGACGCCGGGAAGGAAAUAGAAGCUCCAGAGGACAGCGAUCAGGAGGUGGCAACAAAAGUAACAGAUUCCAAAACAAAGGCCAGAAGCGGAGUUUUAAUAAAGCAUUUGGUCAGUAAUUUGAAGUAGAGGACUUAUAUGGCAAAAACAGAACUAUGUUUGGCAACACAGAACUGAACAUUAUUUUUCAUACAAAGUUACAAGCACGUUGCAUUUCCUUCCUGACCACUUGCCUAGUCCCCAUCUCUUCCAGAGAGACAAGCUUCAUCUAAAUUAUUUCAUCUGAUUAUUAUCAUUUGCUACUUUAUUACUACUUCUGUAUCAGGUUUUCUUUUUGAAAAGGUAUAUGAAUUCAUUACAUUUUUAUUCUAAUGCGUUGUCUAUAGAUUGUAAGAUAAAAUCAAGUAUAUAUCUGUCUAUACUUUUUAAGUUGAUCUGUCUUUAUACUUAAGUGUCUGUUAAUACUGUCCUUCCCGAAAUGCCUAUGAGGAAUGCAACAAUCUCUAGAGAAGCACUUUGAGCAGUCAAGACUUUGUUCUGUAAUUGGCAUUCCUCAGCCACCUCUGCGUAACAAUUACUCCUAAGGGCCUAUAACAUGUCUUCUGAGAAUUAACACUGAGCAAUGGUUUGAAGCAAGAUUUCAAAUUUAGCUGAGACGUAAUACAGUUAUGCCAGCAUAUGCUCUGGAUUUGGAGGAUGGCGAUACAUUGAUAGGAGACAUUAUGUAGAUUAGCUGUCAUUAUGUGCAUUUUGGUACAUUUUUAACUUCUCGAUAUAAGGUGAUUCAUCCUUCAGUGAAUUCUUUAUAGAUUUUAUAUAUCUAUCUAUAUAUAAAGAAGUAUUUUAAUAGAAAGCAGGUGUCUCUAAGGAAUUCCAAAUGUAUAAGAACCAUAACUUUCUUCCUAAGUAAGGAGGCUGAUAAAUGGUGCUUUAUAGUGUACUCCACUUACUAUUGGAAGAUUAACAUUAUUUACCAAAAAGCAAUUAAGGAAGUAGGGUGCAGGUUUGCAUUGCUGACAAGUCAAAAAUGCCACUGAAAAUUUUUUUCACACGCAAGAAGGAAACAUAUCUGUUGAGAGCAAAGAGAAGAACAAGUGAAGAUGCAUGAUAAAGCAUUUUUUUAAUGGUGAAAACUUAAUAGAACAUUAAUGUUUCUAGAGGUUAACUUCUAAUGGGCAAACUGGAGUUUUUAGGUAGAAUGAUCUAAUUUAGUUUUUCAAAGGCCAAGUUCCUAUAGCCACAGUAUAGGAUGUAUUUCUUUCUAUUAGACUGUUACUCCAUUGAAAGGUUUUAGCUGCUUGAGACUUCCUUUUAAGACAAACUCUAUAUGGUUGUUUUAAAUUGUUGCUGAAGAACCAUAUAUAGCCCCUGGCCAGAUCGCUCUCUGAGUUCUCAAAUAUUAUUUCUCAGGGAAACUUUCUGCAUGGUGCAGGAGCUUGAGUGGUGUCGUCUUCUCACCUUAAUUCCUAGAAAUUCUGUACGGGGAAUCUCGGAAUAAACUAUGAGAGGAGAAGUUAAAAUACAUGGCCUGUCUUGUUUUCAUUUAAUUAUUUUGAACAAAUGAAGUCUUUCUGAGCCCUGGUUUAUCUCACUUAACUGGGUCUUUAUCUCUAAUUGCCUCUUACUCGAUCACCUUGCGAUAAGGGGCUGAGAUAGUCAACUCAACUCUUUGAUUCUUGAGGCAAUUCCUUUUUAUAUUUGGACGUCAGUUCUACCCUUGAAUCCUGGCUGGAUGUUUCUCUGUUCUCAGCAAUUCUCUUGGCUUUUAUUCCUUAAUCGACUUGUCAGUUUUAUCCCUUUUUCUCCUCCACAUGGUUUCCCAUCAAGCCCACAGGGAUUUAGGGGAAGGUGUUUGAUGACAGACAACUCAUGUACCUUGUGAAUUACAAUAUAUUAGAUUCUGGUUUUCUUCCAAUACUGAGCAUACUUUAAUAAUAAACA
Messenger RNA from Diceros bicornis minor, 4232 nucleotides. It is a transcript of the gene DDX21, whose product is annotated as DExD-box helicase 21. The record is from RefSeq and is a predicted model, not a curated record. The transcript has 15 exons. Gene Ontology annotation, molecular function: ATP binding; RNA binding; RNA helicase activity. The coding region runs from base 50 to 2410 and encodes 786 amino acids. NCBI's taxonomy places the organism in Eukaryota, Metazoa, Chordata, Mammalia, Perissodactyla, Rhinocerotidae.